AUGUCGUCUCUCUCUCGCAUUCUCCUCCGUGGCACCUUCAGCUUCAGCAGCCCCACGAACGGCCGCUUCUUCUCCGCCGUUUCCGCCGCUGCAGCCGCAACCUCGGAACGGAAACCGUCCCUAAUCACCCUCGUAAACGACGAACGCGACCCCAAAUACAUCACGGAGAAGUUCAAAAAGGCCUGCGAAUCCGAGUGGUUCCGCAAGAACAAAGCCGUCUACGAGAGAACCGUGCGACGCCUCGCCGCGGCCAAGAAGUUCGAGUGGAUCGAGGAGAUCCUGGAGGAGCAGAACAAGUACCACAACAUGUCAAAGGAAGGAUUCGUCGCGAGGAUUAUCAACCUCUACGGACGAGCCGGCAUGUUUGAGCACGCGCAGAAAGUGUUCGACGAAAUGCCUGAGAGAAACUGCAAGAGAACAGUGCUGUCUUUCAACUCUCUGCUGAAUGCGUGUAUCAACUCCAAGAAGUUCGAUUUGGUUGAAGGCAUCUUCAAGGAGCUGUCAGGUAAACUCUCGAUCGAACCGGACAUUGCAUCUUACAACACUGUGAUUAAAGGAUUGUGUGGGAAUGGUUCUUUAACCGAAGCUGUUGCGUUGAUUGAUGAGAUUGAGAGCAAGGGACUGAAACCUGAUAAUUUCACCUACAACGUACUUUUACAUGAGUCGUAUUCCAAAGGGCAUUUUGAGAAAGGUGAAGAGAUUUGGGGAAGAAUGGUGGAGAAGAAUGUUCCGAGAGACAUUCGUAGUUACAAUGCUAAGUUGUUAGGAUCAGCCUUGGUGAUGAAAUCGGAAGAGAUGGUUACUCUCUUUGACGAACUUAAGGGUAACGGGAUCAAACCUGAUGUGUUCACAUUCACUGCCAUGGUUAGAGGAUUUGCCGGUGAAGGGAAAGUUGAUGAGGCCAAGAUGUGGUACAAGGAAAUGGAGAAGAACGGUUGUCGUCCGAUGAAAUAUAUCUUUACCUCGUUGCUUCCUGCGAUGUGUAAGACCGGUGAUUUAGAGUCGGCGUUUGAGCUCUGCAAGGAGAUAUUCAGCAAGCGUCUGCUUGUCGACGAGGCCAUCGUGCAGGAGGUGGUUGAUGAAUUGGUGAAAGGUUCCAAGCAGAAGGAGGCUGAGGAGAUUGUUGAGCUCGCGAACAAGAAUGACUAUUUACAGUUCAAGCUACGUCUCUCUUCCGAGGAGUAG
This is a messenger RNA of Microthlaspi erraticum, 1185 nucleotides long. NCBI's taxonomy places the organism in Eukaryota, Viridiplantae, Streptophyta, Magnoliopsida, Brassicales, Brassicaceae. The record is from the annotation of a GenBank genome assembly.